UGACGGACAGCGGAGGAGGCGCGGGACUGGUUGCUAGCCGCCGGCUCUCCGGCUCGACCGUGCUUCAUUGUUGCCCACCGCCCAGGCCGCGCCAGGCCCGGGGGUCCAGGUCGGUCCUGCUGCUUCAACAUCCGCGCCCGCCAAGCCGCGUCCCCGGGCCCCCGCCCCAGGCCCGGCCCACGCAGGGCCAGCCUGGUCUACCAUGAGAGGUUCAAGGACCACCAGCAAUGCCGAGGGCAGCCCAGAAGAUAGAGACCUGAGUCUGAUCGGCCUCCCACCACCCAUGUCCUGGCGCCCCAGCAGUGCCUCCUCUAACAGGCCCAUUAUGCGCUCCAUCUCCGUGGCCACAGGCAGUGAGCCGAGGAAGAAGAUGCUGGAAGCCACAGGCCCUGGGGGCUCCCGGGCUAUCAACAACCUUCGAAGAUCUAACAGCACCACACAGGUCAACCAGUCAUGGAUCAGCUCCCCCAGGCCAGCAGAGCCCACUGACUUCCUGACGCCCUUUGAGGGCAGCACCAGUGGGAGAAGGAGGGUGGCCAGUCUGAGCAAGGCGUCCGGCGAGAAGGGAGCCACAUGGAACGUCCUGGAUGACCAGCCAAGGGGCUUGGCCGUGCCAGCCAGUGUGCAGAGCCCCAGUGCCCAGGACUGUGCCUUGGGCCUGCGAAGGAAGGACUGUACCCUGGCACCCAGCUUCACGGCUAACAACAGGAGCAACAAAGGAGCCAUGGGCAACUGUGUGACCACCAUGGUCCAUAAUCACUACGCCUCCUCAAAGAAGGCACCACCUCCCAAGAGCUCCAACCAGACAGCUUCCUCCCUCAACAACAUCAUCAAGGCAGCAGCCCGUGAGGGCAGCGAGGGCAGUGACUUUGGGAAGCUCCGGAAGAACUUCUCCAGUGGCAACCACUCAGCUUCAGUCACCACUGAAGGGAGCACCGCUGGCCUGCUCAGGCGGAAGGAGGUGACCGAGGAGGAGGCUGAAAGGUUUAUCCACCAGGUAAACCAGGCAGCAAUCACCAUCCAACGCUGGUACCGCCGCCAGGUACAGAGGCGCCGAGCAGGAGCAGCAAGCCUCGAGCACCUGCUGGCAUCCAAGCGAGAGGAACAGCGGCAGCGGCUAGGCAGUGGGAACCUUCUGGACCUGCACUGGCAGGAGGACAUGGCAAGGAAGAGGGCCCGGGAGGAGAAGGCUCGCCAGGCCAGGCAGGCAGCCAUUCAGGAACUGCAGCAGAAACGAGCCCAGAAGGCAGGCGAGGCUGAGCACAGGCUGCCCAAGGAUAGUUCACAGACCAGAGCGCUACGGCAGCCUCGACCCACCCAGGAGCUACCCUUGAUGCCAGGCAGUGUCACUCACCAGGCCCUCAAGGCCAACAAUGCUGGUGACAGCAUCCAUCCCACCAGCCCUGGACACCCCUGCCCUCCUGCCUCUGAAUCAUCCCCAGAGCCCCAGCAGCCUUCAGAAGACAAGCCACAGGGCAUCUGUUCCCAGGAUGUGGCCAGAGAGGACAUAGAAAUACUGGGCCCCACUAGGAGCAAGCUCAGGGCCAGAGUGACUCUGGAUGAGCUGCUGGACACACUGAAGCUACUGGAAGAGGAGCCCGAGCCACUGCCCUGCCCCAAGGCCUAUCACAAGGAGAGAUACGCCUGUACUAGUGAGGAUGCCAACUCCCUGACAGCUGACAACCUGGAGAAGUUUGGGAAACUCAGUGCACCCCCUGGACCCACUGAUGAUGGGACUCUGCUAUCAGAGGCCAAGCUGCAGAGCAUCAUGAGUUUCCUGGACGAGAUGGAGAAGUCAGGGCAGGACCAGCUGGCACCCCAGCGGGAGGGCCUGGUGCUGGAGGUGGGUCGGAGGCCCCUGGAGUUGGGAUCUGAGGGGAGCACAUCCAUGAUGCGUCUGAAGCUGGAGGUGGAGGAGAAGAAGCAGGCCAUGGUGCUGCUUCAGCGAGCACUGGCACAACAGCGUGACCUCACCAUCCGGCGGGUCAAGGAGACAGAGAAGGAGCUGAGCCGACAGCUGCAGCAGCAGAAGGAACACUACGAGGCCACCAUCCAGCGACACUUGUCAUUCAUUGACCAGCUGAUUGAAGACAAGAAGGUUCUGAGUGAGAAGUGUGAGGCAGUCGUCACCGAGCUGAAGCAAGGUGACCAGCGGUGUCGGGAGCGCGUGGCCCAGAUGCAAGAGCAGCAUGACCUGGAGAUUAGGAAACUCAAAGAGCUCAUGAGUGCCACCGAGAAGGUCCGCCGUGAGAAGUGGAUCAACGAGAAAACAAAAAAGAUCAAGGAGAUCACUGUGAGAGGUCUGGAGCCCGAGAUCCAGAAGCUCAUUGCUAAGCACAAGCAAGAGGUGAGGAGGCUCAGGGGCCUGCACGAGGCUGAGCUGCAGCAGCGCGACGAGCAGGCUGCACAGCGCCACCUGCGCCAGGCAGAGGAACUGCGGGAGCAUCUCGAGCGGGAGAAGGAGGCGCUGGGGCAGAAGGAGCGUGAGCGGGCCCAGCAGAGAUUUGAGCAGCACCUGGAGCAGGAGCAGCAGGCCCUGGAGCAGCAGCGCCGGCGGCUCUACAGCGAGGUGGCUGAGGAGAAGGAACGGCUGGGCCGGCAGGCAGCCAGGUGCCACCCAGGGCCGCUUGCCCCUUCUCAGAGUGACCCUUUGCCUGCCCCAACCUCUCACACAGUGACCCCCUUCUCCCUGACCUUGCUGGUCUGCAGGCAGCGGGCAGAGCUGGAAGAGCUGCGGCAGCAGCUAGAGGAGAGCAGUGCAGCUCUGACCCAAGCCCUGAGAGCAGAGUUCGAGAGGAGCCGGGAGGAGCAGGAGCGGAGGCACCAGAUGGAGCUGAAGGCCCUGAAGGACCAGCUGGAAGCUGAGAGACAGGCGUGGGUGGCCAGCUGCGCCAAGAAGGAGGAAGCGUGGCUGCUGAACAGGGAACGUGAGCUGAAGGAGGAGAUCCGCAAAGGCCGGGACCAGGAGAUCGAGCUGGUCAUCCACCGUCUGGAGGCCGACAUGACGCUGGCCAAGGAAGAGAGUGAGAGGGCUGCUGAGAGCCGUGUGAAGCGUAUUCGGGACAAGUAUGAGGUGGAGCUCUCCGAGCUGGAGCAAUCGGAGCGGAAGUUACAAGAACGCUGCACAGAGCUGAAAGGACGCCUGGGGGAGGCAGAGGAGGAAGAGGCACGUUUGCAGUCCCUGGUCUGGCAGAAGGAGAAGGAACUGGAGGAAGUGCGGGUGGUAAACACACAACUGUGCAGCGAGCGAGGCAACCUGGCCCAGGUGGUCCGCCAGGAGUUUGCAGACCAGCUGGCAGCCUCUGAGGAGGAGAAUCAGAGGGUGAGAGCAGAGCUGACUGAGCUGCGGGCCCGUCAGCAGCUGGAGCUGGACGAGGUCCAUGAGAGGGUGAAGAUGGCCCUGGCGAGGAAGGAGGAGGCCGUGAGCAGUCUCCGGAAACAGCAUGAGGCUGCUGUGAAGCGGGCCAACCACCUAGAGGAGCUGCUGGAGCAGCACAGGAGACCUCUGCACGUUAAGUGACAGCACCUUUGGGGUGGAAAUCCAAGCCUGAGAUGGACGCUGAGCUCUGCAACUGAGCCCAGGUCACAGACCUCCAAGACACAGGGCCAAGAGUAGGGUACCAGCUGGCGUAAGGGGCACCCCUCAUGGGGCCCCAGUGCUCAGGACAGCACUGUCGGCAUGCCUGGGGCUGUUUUAUAGUAAAAGAUGGUUUUUUAGCG
This is a messenger RNA of Nannospalax galili (Upper Galilee mountains blind mole rat), 3720 nucleotides long. RefSeq names its product centrosomal protein 131 (gene Cep131). Bases 203 to 3520 code for a protein of 1105 amino acids. Gene Ontology annotation, cellular component: centriolar satellite. The record is from RefSeq and is a predicted model, not a curated record. The transcript has 25 exons. Lineage: Eukaryota; Metazoa; Chordata; Mammalia; Rodentia; Spalacidae. Gene Ontology annotation, biological process: intraciliary transport involved in cilium assembly; regulation of centrosome duplication; cilium assembly.